Messenger RNA from Brenthis ino (lesser marbled fritillary), 810 nucleotides. Lineage: Eukaryota; Metazoa; Arthropoda; Insecta; Lepidoptera; Nymphalidae. The record is from the annotation of a GenBank genome assembly.
AUGAGUAAUCCAAGCAAUGCUCCCCAUGUCGACCGUGAGUUGGAUUUAUCAAACACAGGUCGCGGUGUUUGGCUCGUUAAGGUUCCAAAGUAUAUUGCAAAUAAAUGGGAUAAAGCUCCAGGAGAUAUUGAAGUUGGUAAAUUAAAAAUUUCUCGAGUUCCUGGACGAGCACAAGUACAGUUAUCAUUGUCAGAGGCAGUUUUGUGCCUUGAACCUGGGGAACAAACAAUCCCUAAAGAACAUCUUCUUGACGUGUCGAAUGUGACGAGACAAUCAUUAGGAGUAUUCUCGCAUGUCGUGCCUUCAAAUAUAGAUUCUGUAGUGCCUGAAUCAGAAAAACUUUAUAUGGAGGGAAGAAUAGUACAAAAAUUAGAAUGCAAACCAUAUAAUGCUGACCCUACAUAUUAUAGAUUAAAGUCUGAGUCUAUCAGAAAAGCAUCUAUGCCUCAAAGACAAGUGCAGCAAUUAGAACGCAUAGUGCAAAACUUUAAGCCAGUAUCAGAUCAUAAGCAUAAUAUUGAAUAUCAAGAGAGGAAGAAAGCAGAGGGUAAGAAAGCUCGUGAUGAUAAGGAAGCAGUGCUUAAUGUUCUCUUUGCAGCAUUUGAGAAACAUCAAUAUUAUAAUAUUAAGGAUUUGCAAAAGAUUACAAGGCAACCAAUUAUAUACCUGAAGGAAAUAUUAAAAGAAGUAUGUAACUAUAAUCUGAAGAAUCCUCACAAAAAUAUGUGGGAAUUAAAACCAGAGUACAGGCAUUACAAACAGGAAGUCCCUGUCGCUCCUAAGGAGGACAAAAAUAGUUCAGACAGCGAU